Messenger RNA from Diachasma alloeum, 4688 nucleotides. RefSeq names its product protein lingerer (gene lig). The transcript is spliced from 9 exons. Lineage: Eukaryota; Metazoa; Arthropoda; Insecta; Hymenoptera; Braconidae. Gene Ontology annotation, molecular function: protein binding. Gene Ontology annotation, cellular component: cytoplasm; nucleus. The coding region runs from base 388 to 3702 and encodes 1104 amino acids. The record is from RefSeq and is a predicted model, not a curated record.
UUGAAAAUACUUGAAAAAAAAACCAAGCUCCGCUAAUCUUCACAUCAAAACGGCCAAGGGCCCUCAAAACCCGAGUAAAAAUCGUCCGCCGAGUGCGCGAAGAGUGGACAAUUGUCGGUAAAUCGAGGGGGGCCGGAGGGGGGGUAAUGAGUGAAAAAUCCAAGUGUAGCGUCGCUCUCUCGAUUGUUACAAACAGGACAAGGGGAGUCAGGGGAACGCCGGGGACGUUGGUCACGUGACUCGUGCUGCGUUUUGAGCGCACUAACUCAGAUUGUAAAUAGCAAGUGUACAUAGGUGUGAUAGGCCUGAGGGGGUGAUUUAGUUAAGGUCUGCAGGGGAAAAUAGCCAUUUUCGUCACAACCUGACCGGCGGAAAUAAACUUGAAUCAUGAGCUCCGGUAAUAAAUCGUUGGUGUCCUCCGGUGGGAGAGGCACUAACAAGAAUAAAUCAUCUCAGCAGCAUGGUAAAUCAGAUCAGCAUCAUUCGAAGAUCACAGACACUGCUAAACAUGACAAAGGACAGUCGAAGGAUCAAUCGAAGCAUGCACAAAUAAUCGACACUCGAUCGGGCGUGAGCGAGGACCCAGCGGUGAAGGAGCUGAUAAAGCAAGCAAUGGAGGUGACUCGUCGUACGGAGGACCAAGUGAUAAUGGCCCUCCACGACAGCGACUGGGACUUCGACCGUGCUGUGAACGAUCUCCUCGAGGGUGUAUCAGCGGAGUGGGAGGUGAAGAAGAAGAAAGCCCGCCAGCCAGGUGGUUCAAAGCCGACGACCGAUCAGUCAGGGGAUCAGGAGGAGACAGGCGGUUGGGAGGAGCGACGUAAUCAGCGCGGCGGUGGUCCCCCGCGUCUGAGGGGUCGUGCAAAUCACGACAAUCGUGGCUGGCGUGGACGGGAGAACAAGGAGAACGAGCGCAACAUGGAGGACAACGUGCGUGAGAGUGGCUACAGUGGUGGUAGACGUGGUGGCCGAGGUGGUCCAGGCAGAUCAGGUCGUGGUGGUCGUGGUGGUGGCCGAGGUCUAGGGCCCCGUACCUUCGCCAACCGUGACUCAGCCUCCUCGUCAGCUGCCCACAGCUUCAAUCGUCCCAUUGACACCUGGACGGGCAGCGAGGAGCAGCAGCAGAGCAGCCAGGAGCCCAAGAUCGACCCCUGGAGCAACCUGGAGCCAUCUGAAGACUGGGAGGCUGAGGAGUACACUGGUUCCCUCGCUGACACCAAAGUCUUCACACCGAGCACAGCAAUGGGCGAUCAGCCAGCCGAAGAAGCCAAGACGGAUCAAGCCCUCGGCUCCCAGCCCAUUCAGCACCCACCGAUUGGCAUCACCGAGGACCCCAAACUGGAGACACCUCUCAUCCAGCAACAGCCACCCCUGAUCCAGUCACAGUCCCAGGGCCAGCAGCAACAGCCCCAACUCCGCAUUCCCGAGCUCCAGAUGUCUCAAGCCAGCACUGUGGGCGGUGGUGUACUGACAGCAGCACAGAGCCAGUACCUCACGCAAUUGACUCAACAGUCGUCUGAGAAUUACAAGACUCCAUCUGCAUUCACCUCCAUUGGGAUAUCCAGCCAGUCCCAGAGGCCAGCUAAACAACGCCCUCGUGUUCCACCUCCCUCGAAGAUACCCUCGAGCGCUGUUGAAAUGCCUGGCGAUGUUAAUAGUAGUAUAGGCUUUCUAGACGUGCAAUUCGGUGCAAUGGAGUUUAGCAGUGAUACGGGGAAUAUCGAUAGCACAACAACUGAUAAGUAUAACUCAUCGGGGACUAGUAUUACUGGGAUUGAUGUCACCUCCAGUGUCACGUCGUCAGGGGUCAAUUCAACGACUAAUUCUAAUUCACUGGAGAUUGACACAGCACAACAGGGCAGUUACAAUGCAUCCUCCCAGAUUGUUCCGUCACCUAAUAAUGCCAGUGUUGGGUAUGGCAAUAGUGGGGCUGCUACCACAACGUAUUCACAGAAGAACUCUUAUCAGUCGACCAAUACGCCGAGCUACAACUACUCUUCCAGUGGGAGCCAGUCUGGACAGUCGUCUUAUCCAUCGUCGACUGGUGGCAGCAAUAAUUACACCACGACUACUACGCAGUCGGGGUACAGUGGGAGUUCAUCGUAUCCUCAGUCCAAUCCAUCUACGUUCAGUCAAGCUUCGCCCUCCGCUCCGUCGUCGUCGAGUGCUUCUGGGUACAAUCAAACUGCUAGCUCCAAUCAGGCUUAUCAGUCCAACAGCUUUGUGCCCACUACCACUGGACAGUAUCAGUCCACAACGCAGUCGACUAAUGCUGGGUCCAAUAGCAGUUAUCAGGGCGGGAGCUAUCAGAGCUCUUCGAGCUUUCAGAGCACUCCACAGGCCUAUCAACCGUCUGGCACUACGUUCACAUCACCGAUCACGCAGGGCAGCAGCAGUGCUUAUCAGAGUGCACAUUCGGUAUACGGCAGUGGUUACGGAAAUUACAGUACUCAGCCCCAAGCAACUGCCCACAAUCACACAAAAUUGAACAGUGGCUCGAGCAAGGACUCCCAGUAUGAUAACAAUGCAACGACAAGCAGUGGGUCCCUUGCGACGACGAGUGCCCCAUCCUUGGGUCUAUCAUCAGCCUCUGUCAAUAGUUCACAGACUAAAGUGACUAGUUCAAAUGCAGUGCCAAAAAGCACAUCCAGCGGCAGUGCAGUAUCUGGUGCCAGCGGGACUGGAAGUAUAACAGGAAGUGGAGCAGGUGCAGCUAGUAGUAUGACGCCGAUGCUGGGCCAUCAGUAUAUUAUGGGACAAGGUGUACCUUAUGCCUUCCAACAGCCCAUGUACAGUUACGAGGAUCUCCAGAUUAUGCAGCAGAGAAUACCGCACAUGCCAACUACUGGUUACUAUGACGCGGCACUCGGCUAUCAGACGACUGGUCCAGCAACGAGCCUCGGCGGUGGACGAAGUGAUGCAUUGUCUGGUGUUCAGGGUGUUCAAGGGGUUCAGGGGGUCCAGGGUGCCUACACUAGUAUGAGUGAUGGAAGGUUCGCGAGAAAUGACAGCAAUGCAUCGCCGGUACCGUCGACCAUGUCACAGCAGACUGCAUCACAGCAUCAGCAACCGAUGAUGAACCCAGCACUGCCUCCAGGCUAUGCGUACUUUGCAUACAGCGGUGGAAUAAUGCCAGGGAGUUUCCAGGCUUAUGGUGGACCGCCAAUUUAUCCUCAAAUAGCUACUGCUGGCAAUGCUGGAACGAACAGUGCGGCGUACAACGCUAAACCUGGUAGUUACGGCUCUGGAUAUGGGGGUGGGGCAAGUUACGAUACACUAGCCAAUGCUGGUCCAACUGCUGAGUAUAAGGGGGCUGGCAGUGGUUACACUGGGACUCAAACUGGAAAGACUGGAUCGUCCACAGGGAAUAAUAACUCUGGGGCGUCUUCUGCUACUGAUAUUGGCGCUAACAUGUACGCUAAGAGUCAUGUGGCAUUGAGUAAAGUCAAUUCGUACGACAAACAGGCUUUUCAUUCGGCAACGCCACCACCAUUUGGCUUGACGGGUAGCCAGAGUGCUGGUAUGCCAGGUGGUUACGGUGGUCCACACUUAUUCAUCUCAACGAUGCCACACCAGUUGCAUCAGCCACUCCAUCAGGACGGUGGCAGUAGUUCUGGACAGAGAUCCAACGCUAGCUCCCAGAAUAAGGCACAGGCAAAGCCUGGCUACAGUUCUUCAACCUACUGGACAGCUGGUAAUUAAAGCCACAUGAGGAAAAUUCAAAGUAAACUGAAGGAGUGAAUAACAAUUAACUCACGAUUCGAUGCAUAAAAUUGCAAUAAAUUAAUCGAAUCGGUGGGUUUUUUGCCGAAUGGAGGACACAUAAUACACAAAAAAAAUAAACAAAGUGGGCGGACAUGUAUACACAUUAUUAUUAAAUAGAUUGAGAAAGAGAUGAAGUGAUGAGGACCCGCUCGAAUACACUCGAAAUCAGGAUGGUAUUUUUCCUUUGUCUUCUUGUUCUUUUUUUUUAUAAAUUAAUUAUCCUUUAUUUCCCUCGCGUUGUAGAAAAUUCGGGCAUAACACUGCGUUAUGCGUUUCUAGAGACCGAUAAUAAAUAUUUAAAGUCCUGAGAGAUAUUGAAAAUGGAUUAACAAUUAUUGAAAUAAUGUUUUCCAUUUUUAAACUUUAGUAAAACAUUCACUAUUAUGAAAAUUCUUUUACGAUGACUGCGACGGUUACAGCAGAUUCUUUUUUAUUCAAUUAAAAAAUUAGGUGGAGAUUCAAUUUUCAAUCAAGUCGUGUCUUCUGUUUUUCCAUUGAAAAUUAACAAAAGAACCAUUUUCCUCGCGUUGAUACAAUACGUACUGAAUGAAUAAAGAUAAUGUUCAAAAGUUUAAGUAUUCCUUCGAUUUUACAAAACACUGAAUAAAAAUCAUCAUCCCCCCCCCCCCAAGUAACGAAUUACUUAAUCACCCAAUUCUACUUUUAUUAAUCGUACAAUAGUAAUCAUUAAAUGUCUAUGAAAUUUUCUUUCCCAUAAGUGCAUUUCUCCACUAUUUUUUUUUGUUUUAUCUUUUCAUUUUAAGAAAUAAAGUAGCGUUCAAUCGAAAUGAUAACCAAAGCUAACGAAUCAAGUAUAUAUUACAAAGUGUAAUUAAAAUUUCUCGAGAAAUUAAGAAGAAUUAUAAACACAAAGUGCUUGGCUUAUCACGAGGAAAUUCACAGACUAUCUACGCUUUAUUUCA